Messenger RNA from Suncus etruscus (white-toothed pygmy shrew), 2216 nucleotides. RefSeq names its product tetratricopeptide repeat domain 39A (gene TTC39A). Gene Ontology annotation, molecular function: protein binding. The transcript has 18 exons. Lineage: Eukaryota; Metazoa; Chordata; Mammalia; Eulipotyphla; Soricidae. The record is from RefSeq and is a predicted model, not a curated record. Bases 97 to 1896 code for a protein of 599 amino acids.
UUGCCUUGGGGGCGAGCGGCCUGAGCGACUCCCCAAAACUCCGUUGCCCUGCGUCUCCUCCCCGUGGGUGGCCAGGGCGGCCAUGGGGGUGAGUGAAUGCGGACCCUCCCCGGGCACAGGGGCUGCCACCGGGAGCCCAGGAGCCGCCUCUCGCGGGCACCAGGUCCCUUCCCGGCCCCUAGGAUGCGGGGUGCGGGGCUCAGGACUCCAGCAAGCAGCCUCCAUGAGGCUCUGGACCAGUGCAUGAUGGCUUUGGACCUCUUCCUCACCAAUCAGUUCUCAGAAGCACUCUGCUACCUCAGGCCCAGAACCAAGGAGAGCAUGUACCACUCGCUGACCUAUGCCACCAUCCUAGAGAUGAAGGCCAUGAUGACCUUUGACCCUCAGGACAUCCUGCUGGCUGGCAACAUGAUGAAGGAGGCACAGUUGCUGUGUCAAAGGCACCGGAAGAAGUCUUCGGUCUCAGAUUCCUUUAGCAACCUGGUGCACCGCCCCACCAUCGACCAGUUUACGGAAGAAGAAAUUCAUGCUGAGGUCUGCUAUGCAGAGUGCUUGCUGCAGAGAGCAGCCCUGACCUUCCUGCAGGAUGAGAACAUGGUGAGCUUCAUCAAGGGCGGCAUCAAAGUCCGUAACAGCUACCAGACCUACAAAGAGCUGGACAACCUGGUGCAGUCAUCGAGGUGUUGCAUGGGGGAGAGCCAGCAGCACUUUGAGGGAGGCGUGAAGCUCGGCAUGGGAGCCUUCAACCUGACUCUGUCCAUGUUGCCAACCAGGAUCCUGCGGCUACUGGAAUUCGUGGGCUUCUCUGGAAACAAGGACUACGGGCUGCUGCAGCUGGAGGAGGGCGCCGCGGGUCACAGCUUCCGUGCAGUGCUCUGUGUCUUGCUGCUGCUGUGCUACCACACCUUCCUCACGUUUGUGCUCGGUACUGGGAACGUCAAUAUCGAGGAGGCCCAGAAGCUGCUGGCGCCCUACCUGGAGCGAUACCCCAAGGGUGCCAUCUUCCUCUUCUUCGCUGGCCGGAUCGAAGCCAUUAAAGGCAAUGUAGACAAGGCCAUCCAGCGGUUUGAGGAGUGCUGCGAGGCCCAGCAGCACUGGAAGCAAUUCCACCACAUGUGCUACUGGGAGCUGAUGUGGUGCUUCACCUACAAGGGCCAGUGGAAGAUGGCCUACUUCUACGCUGACCUGCUCACCAAGGAGAACUCCUGGUCCAAGGCCACCUAUACCUACAUGAAGGCUGCCUACCUCAGCAUGUUUGAGAAGGAUGACUGCAAGCCUUUUGGGGAUGAUGAAGUGGAGUUGUUUAGAGCUGUGCCAGGCCUGAAGCUGAAGAUUGCUGGGAAAUCCCUACCCACGGAGAAGUUUGCCAUCCGAAAGUCCAGGCGCUACCUCUCAUCCAACCCUGUCUCCUUGCCUAUCCCUGCUCUGGAAAUGAUGUACAUUUGGAAUGGCUAUGCAGUGAUUGGGAAGGAGCCGGAACUCACAGACGGGAUACUUGAAAUUAUCAUCAAGGCUGAAGAGACUCUGCAGAAGGUCCCAGAGAAUGAGUACUCAGUGGAUGACAAAUGCCUGUUGAAGUUGCUUAAAGGCUUGUGUCUGAAGUACUUGGGCCGAACACAGGAGGCUGAGGAGAAUUUCCGAAGUAUCUCUGCCAAUGAAAAGAAAAUUAAAUAUGACCACUACCUGAUUCCAAAUGCCAUGCUGGAGCUGGCCCUGCUGUUUAUGGAGCAAGGGAAAAAUGAAGAUGCUGUCAAACUCUUAGAAACUGCCAAACAAAACUACAAGAAUUACUCCAUGGAAUCAAGGACACAUUUUCGAAUCCAGGCAGCCACACUCCAAGCCAAGACUUCCCUAGAGAAUGGCAAGAGAUCCCUGGUCUCAUCAGUAUCCUUGUAGCUUUGUGCAGCAUUCCCAGACAAAGCUGACAGAGUUCCAGGAAACAUUUCAAAAAUAUUCCUUACCCCUGCCUUGCCCUGCCUUUGGGAUCACUUGUGUGCCCAAGUGAAGGACAACACAGAUGUAUCCGUGCAGAAGUGGAGCCGGUAUUUUCAACAGUGUAGCCAAGGGCGUUUACCAAGGACAGAGCAGGUGGAGACCACGGACUGCCCUACACAUACGGGUCUUGUUUUUUUUCACUGUGAUGUUAAAGAGAAUGCAUAAAGUUUACAUUUUUCUUAGAAGUACAUUGAGAUGAUAGUUGGCUUUAAAAACAAAAA